CUUUGCGGUGACACCAUCGUUUUGCCAGUUCUUCGAUUGCCAUGACGACCCAGUUUUUGACCCAGACGAAGGACCUCUCACAGACCUGCAGUUCACGUGGCUUGGGGCUCUGCAGUAUAUACAUGUAAAGAACGGGACGCCUCACUACUACCGCGUGCCCCGGGUCGUGUUAAUUAGCAGACAGUUUGUGUUGUCAACGGCUGUCGAUGCGGCGCAAAUACCGGACGGCUUUGCCUUAGGCAACAUCGUGUUCGGUGAUUAUGAGCGAGACGAGAACGAAUGCAAGAUCAGCAUUACGGAAAUUGCAGAUGGAACAGAGUGCGAGCCAGCGGUGCUUCUCAUGCCGAUUGCUGACGUGCUGCUGCAUCCGGAGUACAAGCACUUUGGCGUCAGGCACAGCAUCGCUCUGAUGAAGCUGAUCACUCCGGUUAAAUCUCAAUAUAUGGUCCCAGCUUGCUUGCCUUUCAAGAACUUUUUGAUCGGCAAAAAUGGCCGACAAACUACAGACAGUAUCUAUCAUAUUGACUUCAUUUCUGAUGUCCCAAGAGAUUUCAUUGAAGAAGAAAAGGAGAUAUCGAAGUUGAAAUUACUGCCAAGAGAAGUUUGCUACUUAUAUGACAACCCUGUUAAUGUAAGCAAAAUUCCGAAAGGCCGCAUGGCCUGUUCUUCUGGUUGUGGCUUCUACUCUGGGUCACCGGGCUUUGUUCACGAGCACACCGGACAUUGGUCUGUAGUGUCAUUAUCACAAGGUGGAUCUCCAUGUCCGGAUCCCCUGCGUCAACGUAGGCCACCCCCACCACCUAGACACACACUGAUAUAUCCUUACGUACCGUGGAUUACUGCAGCCAUAACGGGAAAAGCUGUCGGUGCAUUUGCUAAAGACGAUCCAUUCGGUUAUAUGAUGCCCCGAGCGUCUGUCUACGACUUAAUUGCGCAUGCAUGGGUGGGACAUUGGUGGAUGGGGGGGCUUCGUUGUUACGACAGGGGCGAGUCUGCUGAUGACAUAUUUCGGUUUUACCAUGAGAUAUUCUCCGUGAAGCCGUCUUCGUUGACCUAUCUGAAUUAUUACCUGGAGAUUGACAGUGCCCAUGACACUAUGGUGAUAUGUGUCAAGGUUGGCCUACCGUACAAACUUGGACAACCCAAAGUAUGGCAACUGGAUACUCCAGAAGUAAAGGUAUUUAUACCAGUGAUAACCCUACAGCACCUUUACAAGUUCCAAGUGGAAGCCUGGGCUUACAACCAUACAGAGUCUGAUUCCUCGCAGACAUCAUCUGAAUCAGAAGAGAGCUCUGAAGAAGAAAUAUACACAUAA
Messenger RNA from Leptidea sinapis, 1315 nucleotides. RefSeq lists its product as uncharacterized. The record is from RefSeq and is a predicted model, not a curated record. Lineage: Eukaryota; Metazoa; Arthropoda; Insecta; Lepidoptera; Pieridae. The transcript has 11 exons. Bases 341 to 1315 code for a protein of 324 amino acids.